Branchiostoma belcheri (Belcher's lancelet) is the source of this 1716-nucleotide messenger RNA. RefSeq lists its product as uncharacterized. The coding region runs from base 22 to 1716 and encodes 564 amino acids. The transcript is spliced from 12 exons. NCBI's taxonomy places the organism in Eukaryota, Metazoa, Chordata, Leptocardii, Amphioxiformes, Branchiostomatidae. The record is from RefSeq and is a predicted model, not a curated record.
UAUUUUUGGACUGUGGAGCAAAUGUCGCCUCCAGCGUUCAACUAUUCAGGAGAGAUGACGGCGUUUUCGGAAUCGGCCUGGUCGCCAGAUAAGGGGAAGAACAACGGCGUGGAUAUGCAGUGGGGAGGGGGGUCCCUGUUCGUUAGUGAGGACGAGAGACAGGACACGGACACAGGCGGGAUCAGAAAACUCUCCCACCGCAGAGCGGUGCCAACGGUCGACCUGUCCCGGUGGAUACAGGCCAACUUUGCCGUGGAGGAUGACAUAGUGUUCAAACUCGACGUCGAAGGAGCAGAGUACGCCAUCCUGAAGAAGAUGCUGAAAGACGGCACAUUCCGCUGGAUUGACAAGUUUUAUGGCGAGUUCCAUCCCUUUCAACCAACCGGACUCAGCUGGAGCGAAAAGGACCAGUUGAUGGACGAGUUGGCGAAGAAGAAGAUCACUCAGCUGUCCUGGGCGGCAGAGGAUAUAGAGGAGUUGCACCAAGCAAAGGUCCCCCGUGGAACCAGCGGCACAGCCGGGACUGUCUACCGGUCGUGUGGGUUCGGUAGCCCGUCAGUUCCCGGCCGGGUCUCCCUGGUCAUAGAGGUGGGCAUGAACGCCAAGAUGGCGCACAGACUGAUCGAAACCAUUCGAGCUUACAGAGUUUACAUACCACUCAGCGUAUUUGUGUACGGAGACUUUGCCGAGCUUUUCCCCGAGAUGGUUCUGAACUGGUCCCUGAACCACACCGUCGGUGUCCGGGAGGGGCAUCCGUACCCGCCGGGACACUUCGACAUCAUCAACCCGAGAUGGAUCCGUACCAACGUCAUCAUCAGCGUGCUCCGUCUCCAUGAGCUUGGUCUUCAGCCGGCCUUCUACCUCCCGGCCAGUACCGGUAAGGACAUCACCGGCGCUGCAGCACAGAGGAACCUGCGUGUGGUCUACCCAACCGCACGGUUUCCACCAACAAAAGGAACGCUGCUCAUCUAUAACAACUACUACUACUACCGAGACGUGGAGCGAGUGCCCAAAGCUUUGCGCAUGAUCAGUUCAGCUUUAGGUCAGAACGGAGCUGACGUGAGGCCCCGGCUGUUCUCCCGUACCGUGAAUGUGGGAGACGCGGUAACGUUAGAGAUGGUUCGGAACCCUGCCUCCACCAGGACUGGAGCCCUGGAGUGGAGGAAGAACGGAGUCGUCCUACAGGGUCAGACGGCUCUCACACUCAACAUCAACAACGUCCAGUCUUCUGAUGAAGGGAUCUAUGAGUGCUACUAUGGCUGGGCGUAUUCUGACAGGAAGCAGGGCAUCAUGAGGCUCAUGGUUAGAGCCUGUUCCUCCGGACGAUUCGGUAAAACGUGUAGGUUCAGCUGCAGUGGAGGCUGUCAGGGCCAGCUGAUGACGGUUCCGGAUCCGCGUGUCCGGGCGGCACUUACGGGGCAAGCUGCACCCAAACCUGUCAUUGUUCAUCUGGAAACUCAGCCUGUAACGCGGAAACCGGAGCGUGUAGCGGUGGAUGUGCGGCUGGCUGGGAGGGAUAGGAAGAACGGAGUCGUCCUACAGGGUCAGACGGCUCUCACACUCAACAUCAACAACGUCCAGUCUUCUGAUGAAGGGAUCUAUGAGUGCUACUAUGGCGGGGCGUAUUCUGACAGGAAGCAGGGCAUCAUGAGGCUCAUGGUUAGAGGUAAGUCCUAUCACGUACACAUCAUCAUCAUCAUCUGGCGGCUGCGUUAG